GUUUUAUCAAAUUACAAUCUAGUCCACAUUCUCUUACCUCAGUACCUUUAUUGGGAGACAAACGAUGAGCCAAUGAAAGAAGGCCGAGGUCCGGCAAUGGCGACAGUGAAGUUCUGAAAGAUUAGGGUUCACGAACAUCUGAGACUCCUCGUAAAGGUACAACAAUCAGUUCUUUUGGGACCUUUGCCAAAGAGAGAGUAGGCGAGAGAUCGACUAGCCUCAGUUCUUGAAAUCCGGUUGUUAUUGCUAAUUAUUAAGAAUCCUUUGUUCAGAGUUGAAUUCUUGGGAUUCUGAGUUCAUCGGCAGCGAGCUGUCAUGGCGUCACUGAAUGAGCUCUUACCUCCAGCAAAGUCUACAGCUGCGAUUUUUGACCACACCAAUGAUCCUUGGUUCAAGCAGCGGUUCAGCUCCUCCUCUGAGAUGGAGCAAACCGCCGUGGUUAAACACAACCAUGUUCCUCCAUACUUGAAACGACAGGGUUUUGUUCCUAGAAAGAUUGAGGAUUUCGGGGAUGGGGGUGCCUUCCCUGAAAUUCAUAUUGCCCAGUACCCGCUUGAUUUGGGUAGGGACAAAUCGGGGAAACCGGGACCAAAAAUCCUCCCUGUUACAGUUGAUGCCCAUGGUAAUGUGGCCUAUGAUGCCAUUGUCAAGCAGAACGAGAAUGCAAAGAAGAUUGUUUACAGUCAGCACAAGGAUUUAAUUCCCAAGAUACUCAGAAACGAGGAAGACCAAGACGAAGAAAAGGAGAUUGAGAAGGAGAUUGAGGAAACAACCCAGGAGACAAAGGCCGCCCUAGAGAAGAUUGUUAAUGUGAGGUUGAGUGCAGCUCAGCCCAAGAAUGUCCCUAAGCAAUCGACGGACUCGAAGUUCAUCAAGUAUAAGCCUUCACAGCAAUCGGCAGCAUUUAAUUCCGGAGCCAAAGAGAGGAUUAUCAGAAUGGUGGAAAUGCCCACAGACCCACUUGAACCACCAAAGUUCAAGCACAAGAGGGUCCCAAAGGCUUCAGGUUCCCCACCCGUGCCAGUCAUGCACUCUCCCCCUAGGCCAGUCACUGUGAAGGACCAACAAGACUGGAAAAUCCCGCCUUGUAUUUCCAACUGGAAGAACCCGAAGGGUUACACGAUCCCACUCGACAAGCGUCUUGCUGCAGAUGGGAGAGGCCUCCAGGAGGUACAGAUUAAUGACAACUUUGCGAAGCUCUCCGAGGCGCUUUAUGUUGCUGAGCAGAAGGCUAGGGAGGCAGUUGCAAUGAGAUCUAAAGUUCAGAAAGAGAUGCUCAUGAAGGAGAAGGAAAGGAAGGAGCAGGAGCUUCGGGCCUUGGCUCAGAAAGCAAGAUCUGAGAGGACCGGUGCAGCUCCCCCUGCUGCCAUUCCUAUAUCGUCUGAGAAAGGAGCUCAUAAUGGUGAUGACAUGAGAGUGGAUCACGAGAGGGAUAGGGAUAGGGAUAGGGAAAGGGAGAGAGACAGAGAUAGAGAUUACCCGAAGGAGACUAGAGAAGAGAAGGAGGAGAGGCUGCAGAGGGAAAAGAUUCGUGAGGAGAGGCGUAGGGAGAGGGAGAGGGAGAGGAGGUUGGAGGCAAAGGAUGCUGCAAUGGGCAAGAAGAGUAAGAUCACUAGAGACAGGGAUAGAGACAUCAGCGAGAAAGUCGCGUUGGGAAUGGCUUCAACUGGGGCAGGCAGAGGAGGAGAGGUCAUGUACGAUCAGAGGCUCUUCAAUCAAGAGAAGGGAAUGGACUCUGGGUUUGCUACUGAUGAUCAGUACAAUGUCUACGAUAAGGGGCUAUUCACUGCCCAGCCAACUCUUUCGACCCUUUACAGGCCCAGCAAAGAUGUUGACUCUGACACGUAUGGAGGAGAUGCUGAUGAGCAGUUGCAGAAGAUUAUGAAAACUGACCGGUUCAAGCCUGACAAGCCAUUCGCCGGUGCAUCUGAGACGGCUGGUCCGAGGGAGAGGCCAGUUGAGUUUGAGAAGGAUGCUGAGGAGGCUGACCCGUUCGGGUUGGAUCAGUUCUUGACGGAGGUUAAGAAGGGUAAGAAGGCCAUGGAAAAGGUAGGCAGCGGAGGGACUAUGAGGGCCAGCGGUGGGUCCUCAACCCGAGACGGGUAUGAAGGAGGAUCUGGGCGAACUAGAAUAGGGUUUGAGAGGGGUCGUUGAGAGGAAAGACCCACGAUUCUGCCUUCUCAUUUUUCGGAACUGGAGCUGGGUGUUCUUAAGGUAUUCGGAUUGAAAGCACUUGCUGUACUUUAAUGCUUUUUUCUUGUACCAUAAUGACUUCUCGGAGUUGCUUGCAUUUAAAUGGAAAUCCGACUAAUUUGUUGGUACAAUGCUUCCUUUUAGCAGAGGAAUCAAUUCCAUGAAUUCCUUGUUAACCAUUACACAGUGAAAUUACCUUUCA
This is a messenger RNA of Punica granatum (pomegranate), 2395 nucleotides long. The record is from RefSeq and is a predicted model, not a curated record. NCBI's taxonomy places the organism in Eukaryota, Viridiplantae, Streptophyta, Magnoliopsida, Myrtales, Lythraceae.